CAGGUGGCAUUCCUCCUGCAAACACUGUGCUGCCUGAAACUGCUUGCACCUUAUAGGAGCAGCAGCUGAUCAGAACAGAGCAAUAUGGUAAGCAGUAUUAUAUGUGUAACAUCUUUUGACUUGUUGCUUUGCAGUUUGUCAUCAUAACUGAAAACAGCAGACUAACCAUGAUGAAAAGGAUCUCUGCUAUUUAUUUGACUUUUUUGUCAGUUUUUUGCUCGUUCACACUGGGAUCUUCAGACUUCCACCUUAUUACUCUCACUGAGAACUACACACAAGCCAAGAAUUAUUGCAGAGUUAUGUACACUGAUUUAGCAACAAUUUACAACUUAGCAGAUAUGAAUAAUCUGGUUACUUUUGCUUCAAAUAUAACUGAAAGGGCUUGGAUAGGACUGGAGAUGGGAGCUGUGUGGAUGUGGCAUUGGUCUUUGCCUGGUCAAGUAACAGAUUUUUUAAAGUGGAAAUCAGGAGAAGUAAUAACACAUAAUCAAGAAGAAUGUGCAGCAAUGGAUCAAUUCGGUGGGUGGUUUGUCAGUGCCUGUGGAGUUCUAAGAAAGUUUGUCUGUCAAGGGAAUCAUACUGGUUAUUUCAUUUUUGUUAACGAGUCCAAAUCGUGGUGGGAUGCUCAGAGUCAUUGCAGGAACUUGUCACCUGAUCUAGUUAGCAUACACUCUGAAGCAGAGAAUAUGGCAGUGCUCAACGUGUCUGCAUCACAAAGUGUCUGGAUUGGGCUGUUCAAAGACCCCUGGAUAUGGUCGGAUGGAAGUAACUCAUCUUUUCGUUUCUGGGGAGCUUCUCAGCCCAGCUAUCUUCAUAAUCAGGAUUGUGUUGCUGCGGUAUUUCAAGAUAAUGGGAAGUGGAAUGAGCAAAACUGCAGUAACCAACUUAAUUUUGUUUGCCAUGGGGCUGCUGCUACCAAACAGUCAAGCACCACUACCACAACAGAAGGAACAGCUGCAGGUGGAGUGAGAACACCAAAUACCACAGAGUUUAUGUCACCUACAUCAAGUACUCAUCUCCAAAGUACAACUACAGAAAUGUCAUCUUUGACACAGCCACCUCCUGCAACUACUGUGAAUUUAACUACAGGUGGUGACUCUAUAUUAACAACCCCGGGAGGAAUUUCAGCCUGGAUCCCAACAACACAGACAGGGAUUUCAGUCCCAAACACUACAGCACAUCUAGAGAUUUCACCCCAGAACACUACAAUACAGAAAGGGACUUCAGCCCAGAACACUACAACCUACAUAGGAAGUUCAACCCAGAACACUACAGCAUUCAUGGGGACUUCAGCCCAGAACACUACAACCUACAUAGGAAGUUCACCCCAGAACACUACAAUACAGAAAGGGACUUCAGCCCAGAACACUACAACCUACAUAGGAAGUUCAACCCAGAACACUACAGCAUUCAUGGGGACUUCAGCCCAGAACACUACAACCUACAUAGGAAGUUCACCCAGAACACUACAAUACAGAAAGGGACUUCAGCCCAGAACACUACAACCUACAUAG
Molecule: messenger RNA, 1514 nt
Organism: Oreochromis niloticus (Nile tilapia)
Lineage: Eukaryota; Metazoa; Chordata; Actinopteri; Cichliformes; Cichlidae
Product: macrophage mannose receptor 1-like
Exons: 4
Coding region: 168-1514 (448 amino acids)
Source: RefSeq, a predicted model, not a curated record